This is a messenger RNA of Saccostrea cuccullata (small rock oyster), 5520 nucleotides long. RefSeq lists its product as uncharacterized. The transcript has 7 exons. The coding region runs from base 127 to 1551 and encodes 474 amino acids. The record is from RefSeq and is a predicted model, not a curated record. NCBI's taxonomy places the organism in Eukaryota, Metazoa, Mollusca, Bivalvia, Ostreida, Ostreidae.
CUUGACGCAAUAGAAUAUGAAACAUUUCAUGAUUACAUUGAAUUUAAAGAAAAAGAGUAUUGCUUGAUUUCCCCAGAACGAAUUUUCCAAUCUUUCUUGAAAAGAAGCGGGUUCCUAGAUUUUUUUAUGAAGUGUGCGACAUCCUCUAACCUUGGUAUCUUUUGUCGGUCUCCUGGAUACAGAAAGAGUGAAGGUGAAAUAUGCUGCAAUCUCAGCCCAGAUCAAUUUAAAAAUCUUGUGCAACGACUUAAGUUCGACAUUCUCUCUAACAAUUCUAUCACAGACGAAACUUGUCAUCAUAUUAUUGAAGAGAAAUUGAACAUUCCGAAAGGCAUUCUGAGUUUAGGAAAAGAGGGUAUACAAAAUUAUCUUCGUGAUCUCAGAAGUGGUGAACAUAAAGUCUUUGUUGCCAGAGGGAUGCUGGUUGGGUGUGAGGGGGCAGGAAAGACAAGUCUUCUUCUCCGGCUGCAAGGAAAAGAUAAUCCAGAUCCCCAGUCAACAAGAGGAUUAGAUGUCCACGUCAACAUGUUGACAGUAAACGAGGAUAGACUUGAUGUCACAGCCAACCAAAAUAAACCAAGUCUUCUAUCCAACUUAAACACUGAAGAAGAUCCAAGUACAAAUCAAGCAGAACAAGGCCAUGGAGAUCAGACCUCAACAAAAACAAGAUUUGAGGGCUCUGUUAGAGAAAAAAGAAUUGAGAAAUCUGCGUCUUUCAUUGAAACCCCUUUAAACAUACAAGAAAAUAAUGAGCAGGUUUCAGAAGUUGCUGAAAAUAGCAAAACCAAAGAGAAUGAAAAUGUAAUACCUGAUGGGACAGUUUCGGGAAAUAAAGGGUCAACCACUACUGAACCAAGUAAAGUAAACGAUGAGGACGUUGAAACAAUCGAUUUCGGCCCCCUGUCGACUGAUGAUGCAAAUAUCUCCCCUGAAACUGACAUGACAUUUCAGAUAUUGUCCGAGUCUUUUACGGACAACGAUAGAAAAAUAAUAACAUUUUUUGACUUUGCUGGGCAAUUUGCAUAUUAUGCCUGUCAUCACAUAUACUUUUCCCCGAAUGAUUUUUACAUCUUAGUAAUGGAUAUCACAAAGAAAUUUGACCACAUGGUGUACAAAGACAGAGCUCAACAAACAGCUAUAAACAAAGAUGCCAAAACUGAAGAAGAAAUUAAUAAAAUGGAAAGAUCAGUAUAUAGUGGUUGGACAUACUUAGAGUUUACAGAAUACUGGCUACAAUCUAUUCUGUCUCAUACCGUUGGACUGACACCAAAUGAAAAGAUAGAGAAUAGUGAUGGUAUGGAUAGAGCUCCUCUGAUUCUUGUGGCAACUCACGCGGAAGGAAUAUCUAGAAAGGAAGGUGAAGCCUACUUUCGAGAUCUUCGUGACAGAUUACCGAAGUUAAGUGCCCAUGUUGAUUAUGGAAAAGCGUUCAGUACUGGUUUUGAUGACGAUCUUCAAGAAAUCAAGAACUGCAUAUUGAACAUAGUCCAGACGCUUCCAAACUGGGGAAAAAUAUUCCUAUGUCUUGGUUCUGCAUUGAAUGCCAGAUAAGAAAGCUGAAAAAAUUGAAAAUUAUAACUUUGGAGGCACUCUUGGAAAACUGUUUAACAAAUAAUACUGGAAUACAGAAUCAAAAUGAUCUCAAAACACCGCUUAGAUUUCUCAGUAACAUUGGGGUUGUUUUAUAUUUUGACGAAGAAUUCCUUAAACAGGUUAUUAUUUUAGAUGUCCAGUGGUUCGUUGAUGCUUUUAAACAUGUAAUCACGGAUGCGGAACAUGCAAAAUUGGAUGUCGACCAAAAAUUGUAUGAAGAGUGGAAAUCAUUCAAUGAAACGGGUCUAUUGACUGGUUGCCUUUUGCAUUCGAUAUGGAAACGCUGUCCAGAAGGUGCUUUGUACAUUUCAAAGAAAAGAGAAAUACUUUCUUACAUGGUGAGACUAAACCUCUUGACGGUUGUAUCAAAGGAUACGUGGUAUUGUCCUUGUAUGAACAAGCAAAUAUUUCCAACAAAAGAGUUUGAGCACUUAGAAAACUCAUCACUUUUGUGUUUCCAGUUCAGUUAUCUUCCCAAAGAUAUGUUUCAUCGCGUUAUUGCUGCUUGCUGUAAUCAGCUGAAAUGGACAAUUUUCAAAAUGGAAUAUCUUUGCAUAUACCAGAUGGCAACCCUUUUUGACGUAAAUGGAAGUAAGGUGUUGGUUGGAAUGUAUAGUAACAACAAAAUUGUGGUUCAGUUCCUUGACAUUUCUCAGUCAAAAAUGGUUGAUAAUUUAGGCGUGCGUGGACAAAUUACCAAAGUUAUUGACAUGUCAGCAGAAAGGUUAAAAAAUUGCACGUAUGAAGUAGGCUAUAUGUGUCGAAAGAACGUGUUUGGAAAGGAAAAUGUCCCAAUUUCGCAUUUCAUAGAAGAAUCUAAGAUGAUUGGAGAGAACAUAAAUUGUCCUAAAUGUGGAUUCCAGAGAAAAGUCAUAGUUGAUGAAAUCAUCUGGAAGGAGUCAUUGAAGAAUAGGAGGCAAGACAGUGGAAGCAGGGAACUUAUUCACAGCUCAGCUUUGACUGUCGAAGAGAUUGCAUCCGUGAAUGUUAUUGGGAUUGACAAUAUACCCCACAUUGGCAGUGUAGUUUCUGGGAAUAUCUGGCUAAGUGAUAAAGAAAAUAUCCUAAAAAUCAACAUGUCUGGGAUUACUCAAAAAAAAAUUCCAUACCACGGAAGAUGGAGUGGUGGGCAUACCUUAACAUGUACUGGAGAUCUUAUGUAUAUAGAUGGUAGUGAAAUUCGACAACUGUGUCCAAAUGACGAGAAUAUUGUUUUUACGACACUGGAAUACGCAGGAUGGUGUAUUCAUUCUUCAAAAAUUAAUGGGGAUGUACUUGUUGGAGUUCAGAGAAUUGCAAAAGGAUUCGAAAAUGGAAUGAUAAUAAGGUAUAACAAAUCCGGUGAAAAAUUGGCAGAAAUUGAGAAACAUGCUAACGGCGGCACGUUAUUUCUUUGCCCAAGAUACAUAUGCGAAAACAUAAGCGGGGAAAUCUGUGUGACAGAUGACAUAAAAAAUAUUGUUAUCGUUGUUUCAAAAAAUGGUGAGACCAAAUUUAUAUACUACGGACAAAAGUCAGAACAUUACUUUCGUCCUCGUGGUCUUUGCACAAAUCCUAACGGAAAUUUACUUGUCUGCAAUGCAUCUUCCUGGAACUCGAAUGUGCAAAUAUUGGAUCAAGACGGUCAUCUUCUAUGCUUUUUCCAGCUUGGUUUAAAAGACCCAAUGAGUAUUUGUAUGGAUGAAAAUAACAAGAUUUACAUAGGGCAAAUUCGUAGUAGCACUAUCAAAGUCUUUAAAUUAUUAUACUUAUGAUAUAGGACGAAUCAGGGUACUCUCUGUGCCGUUAUUCCCGUCAUGCAGUCUACAGAGAAGAUACAGGGUCAAUUAAAUUGGCAAUUUUUGACAGUGUCUGUGCUAUGAAGCCAAUGAAAAUUGGAUUUGGUUAUAAUGAUACUACUUUAUUUUUUAUUCAGUAGAUAUGUAUAUUUCAAUCUCUGUCCUCAGUGACAUUCUUGUAUAUUGCAAAUACAAGCUUAAAAUUUCAAAUGAAUAUUAAUUGUGUUAAUUGUUGCUUUUUUAAAAAAAAAGUUUUCAUGUCUACAAGAAAACAAUAGCACGAUGCUCAAACUUACAUGUAUAGGAAGGGUAUUUUUUUAUAGAUACAGACCUAAAUUUAUUUUUUAUACAAUUAAUUUAUGUUGUAUUGAAUCUAAAUGACAAAUGAUAUGCAGACAUUUAUGUAGUAUAUCUGGGCUCGUGCAAUAUUAGUUACAUAAUUUCACAUAGAGUAUAUAUACUUUCAUGAAUAUUAUAAAACAUAGUGUAAGGCCAUCUUUAAAAUAUUGUUUGGCUGCCUUCUCCCGACCGAAUGACGAAAUAUAAUUUUAUUCCGUCAAAAUAUAUCUUCAAAUUUUCCGGAAAAUAUGUUGUACCUAUCUACCGACCCAAUAAAGUUACGCUCAGUCGGCAGAGGGGAAGGAAACAAAAUUUUAAAGCUGGCCAUCAAGGCUACUUUGAAAGUUAAUAUACGAAAUCCAGGUAUGUUCUUUAAUUUGAAAAGUAUGCCGUUUACAUGUUAUCACUUGGACAAAUCAACAUAUAAAACAAAUGACAUUCAAAUCUAUAUUAGUUUAAUCUGUAUUUUUGUAAAAGUAUUUAUUGUCAUGGAGCCAUUUUGGAGACUGCAUGUUUUUGUAUACCCACCUAAUUGAUGGUUUUUUUUUCACAUAUUUAUACUUUUGUUUAGUUUCUUAAACAACAUACAACCAAUCAAUUAAUCUUAAGAGACUUUCACAAAGUUACCAGAAUUGCAGUAUAUAUAAUUUUCUUACAUGAUCAAAGCCAAGCUUUAAGUGCUCAGAUACAUGUGUGUAUGUUAUAUAGAUAUAUAGGUUUAUGCAUGAAAAUUAAGAUUUUUGUAUUUAUUGAACGAUUUCAAUGAGAUUUUUUAACCAAUUCUUCACUAUUAGUCUUUUGCCUUUUUGGGCGGUAGGGGGGUGUCAGCGGAUGCAAUUUAUUAAUUUCUUUCAUUUUGUCCUUUUUAUUUAAAAAAAUACAGAUUGAAAUUUAUUCUUAAGCGAAAACGUAUUUUAAAAUAAGACAACAUUUCUUAAUCCUGCAUCGCUCCUUGAAUCCCGUAUUGCUUAUUUUGUGUACUGCCACGUGCUUAAUAAUUCAUCUCAACAUUUGCGAACUCCCAUUCUCGGACUUCUCAGAGAUUACUUGUUAAUCAUUAUACACCCCGUGUUCAGGAGAAAUAUUAAUCAGAUUAGUGACUUGUACACUGUUGUAAAAUUAGAUAAUUGUUUCUCUAAAAACCUUCCGCGGUGAAAUUUGUUCUUCAAGUUUUAUUUUAAAAUCAAGAAAUAUAUACAUAACAUAAGUUAAUUGUCUUACUUCAUAACGCUUUAUGAAUAGCUCUUUAUUUUGUGAUUUAUUAUAUUUUUUUAAUCGAAUUUCACUUUUGCUUUGCUAUUUUAGAAAUUAUUUUUUCACUUAUACUGAUUAAGCCGGCUGUGAUACAUUUUCGUACGUAGUAUGUCUUCUUUAUUGUUUAAAAUGAUUAUAGAGAAUAUCAAUUAUAAUGAAAUUAAUAGCUUUGAAUUUUGUAUUGAAGGUGAAUUUCCCCAAAAUUUUUAAUAAUACAUAUUGUCAAUAGCUUUUGGGAAAAAACACUUGAUCAUUGCUUUAUGGAACUGCUUCUUUUAAUCUUCAUAUUCAAUAGAAGUGUUUAAAAUCAAGCAAGCCUUUUCUAAAAGGGUCCUCACUGUAAUCUAUGUUUGAAAUAACACGAAAAGGCAAUUGAAAAUUUUGUUUUUUUUUUGUUUUUUUUUGGCAGACGACUAACCUUAACCAUUUUUUAUGUCUUCAGUCUUCUUCUGACAGCUGGUAAUGCAAAUUGUUUACAAUGACGCAUUAAACUUUAAUUUGAAUUCUCUAUAUGUACAUUGGUAUUGUUUCAUGCAUAAUUGAAUUUGUAAACUUG